AUGGCCAAUCGGCAGAUGGGUAAGAACAAGAAAGGAAAGAAGAACAACAACAAUACAGGAGAUAAAACUAAAGUUAGUAGAAUAAAGAAACUGAAGGCCAAACCAGUGGCUAAAAAUUUAAAAAGGUUAAACCAGAUAAAUAAAGCUCAAACUGAAGAUUUAGAUAAAGGCUAUGAUAGUUUUAGACAUAAAGUUAUAAAAACAGCUCAAGAUGGUCAAAAAUCUCAACAGAAACCAGUUACACAGAAGGUGAAGCCAAAACGAGAAGAAAGAAAACCGGAACCGGAUAUUGAUGUUGCUAUGGAGGAUUUCUCUAAAUUAUAA
Lottia gigantea (owl limpet) is the source of this 324-nucleotide messenger RNA. RefSeq lists its product as hypothetical. The record is from RefSeq and is a predicted model, not a curated record. The transcript has 4 exons. The coding region runs from base 1 to 324 and encodes 107 amino acids. NCBI's taxonomy places the organism in Eukaryota, Metazoa, Mollusca, Gastropoda, Lottiidae. Gene Ontology annotation, biological process: ribosome biogenesis.